AUGUCUCUUGCCAAGAAGGACUAUGAGACGAUGCGAGAAACCGAGGGCAAAGGGAACGUGUGUCUGUCACGCGAACGCUUGUCGGUGGCGACGCUGCCACUGAGAAUGGAGCAAACGAGGGUUGGCGAGUACCGCCACACGGGACAAGAGGUUUCGAGCCUGCUGGUUCAGCACAAAGAAAGCACCGUAGCCAAUCAAGGCCUCGGGUCAACGGCCUUUCUCAACGCUGGAGGUAGGAGCUAG
Molecule: messenger RNA, 243 nt
Organism: Colletotrichum spaethianum
Lineage: Eukaryota; Fungi; Ascomycota; Sordariomycetes; Glomerellales; Glomerellaceae
Exons: 2
Coding region: 1-243 (80 amino acids)
Source: RefSeq, a predicted model, not a curated record